ACAAUGUCCGUUUUGGAUCUGUCUCCACCAGAUGAACCCCAACUUCGUGUCUCGUUCAUCCACGAACCCUAGGUAUAUCGAGAUAUAUCACGGGACACUCCGAGGGGACCGAUCCAUACUCGGGGUAGCAUCGAACACAUCCGGGACGCUUUCAUCCAUCCCGCCCUUUUUCUUGCGUUGCAAAGAGAAAAAAAAAGGGAACAGACUGUUUGAGCAUGCACCCCAUAACCAGUCAUACCUAGCACACACACACACCUCUAUGCCUAUGCCUAUGUAACGCGCGCGCCGCACUCUCCAGGAAGCACCCUAGGCCCAUCCAUCAUGGCGCCCAACUUCGGCGACCCCACGCUCUUCCCCACCUUCCAGGAGCUCUCCUCUUCCACACCCGCCUCCCCGCCUUUCCUCCUCGCUCAGAUCCGUGAGGACAUGACGAUCACGAAGCCGACGCUGAUCGUACGAGACCGGACGGGGGCCGAGUUCGCGGUGACGUUCGACGACGGGGAUCACCGGGGCCUGGACGCGCCGCCCUCGUCGUCGUCGGCGGCGCCGCACGAUCUGCUGACAGCGGGCGGCGGCGCCAGCGCGGGCAAGCGCUUCCGCCGCGGCCACACGCUUGUGGUGCCGGCGGCGGCGCGCGAGGCCCGCGGCGGGGGCGGCAAGAAGGACGUCGUGCGCGUCCCGCGCGGCGGCGGCGCCGCCGUCCGCGUGCUUCCCGCCCCGCUCGAGCGCGUGCUCGAGGUCGGCGCCGUGAUGGCGGCCGUGGCGCACGAGGAGAGGAGCGGCAGCGACGGCGAGGGGGGAGGGGCGAGACGGAAGACGCGGUGUGGGGCGUGCGGAAAGGACGAGGACGAGGGAGAGGGAGAAGAGAAAGUGUCGCUGAUGCGGUGUACCGGGUGCGGCACGGUCGCGUAUUGCAGCAAGGCCUGCCAGGUCCGCGGCUGGAGCGAGCUGGACCACAAGACGAACUGCAAGCUUAUCCGCGCUAUCAAGGAGAUAUGGCCCUGAGCGCGCGCCUCCUCCUACGGAUAGGGAGCGGGCACUGGGGCUGGGGCUAGUUCGCCUACCUGGGCUCUGGGUUCUGGGGGCUCGACAGUUCGCCGUAGGUGCACGGCAGCUCUAGGGCGGAAAAUAGGCCGGAUGCUGAAUCAGGGUGUCGGGAUCGAAGGGGAGGUUUUGUAUAUGAAGGUGGUUUG
Molecule: messenger RNA, 1193 nt
Organism: Durotheca rogersii
Lineage: Eukaryota; Fungi; Ascomycota; Sordariomycetes; Xylariales; Xylariaceae
Exons: 2
Coding region: 322-1005 (227 amino acids)
Source: RefSeq, a predicted model, not a curated record